Coffea arabica (coffee) is the source of this 1161-nucleotide messenger RNA. Lineage: Eukaryota; Viridiplantae; Streptophyta; Magnoliopsida; Gentianales; Rubiaceae. The record is from RefSeq and is a predicted model, not a curated record.
AUAAUUACACGAGUUUUCUUGUAUUGCAACAAAAAAAAAUAUAUUUAUAUGUCGUACCUCGUUGCUCAUCCAAUAAUUACAGGGAAGUCCCCUGGAAGUGGCAGCUUCAGCUUAAGACCAGAGGCAGUCCCAAUGUUUGGAUCAUAGGGUGUCAGAUAUUUGGUGACCAGUUAUGGUAAAAUCCUGCUGAAGAUCAACUCUAUAAUGACCCAAAAGUAAAAGUUUUCUUCUUUAAAACGGACCUCCAAAUUUGAAGUUCGUUGAAUCAGCGAAAAGUACUCAAUAAAUACUCAAUUCCCUUCUCGUCUGGUUGCCGAUUCCAUUCCCUUCUCGUCCAAAUCCGUUCCUGAAAUUUUGAACAAAUACUCAAUGAACCCACGAUCGGUAGAAGCCGAUAUUAUUGAAGAAACCAUAGCAGAGUGCGAGGCGCCUGCAAUGAAAGGGGAAGACAAGAAGUGUGCGACUUCCCUGGAGUCAAUGGUUGAUUUCACUACGUCAAAGCUGGGCAAAGAUGUUCUAGCAGUUUCAAGCGAAGCACAUAAAACAGAUGCAACAUUCCAGAAUUAUGGUGUUGUGGAUGUUUCCAAGUUGAACAACAAUGAUAAAACAAUCGUUUCUUGCCACAAGCAAAACUAUGUCUACGCGGUUUUUUACUGCCGCACCACGCAGAAUACCGAUGCAUGCAUGGUUAAUUUAGUUGGUGCUGAUGGAGCUAAAGUCAAGGCUGUGGUUGUUUGUCACAAGGAUACAUCAGAAUGGAAUCCAAAGCAUUUGGCCUUUCAGCUGCUAAAAGUGAAGCCUGGAACUGUUCCAAUCUGCCAUUUCCUUCCUGAGGAUCACAUCGUCUGGGUUCCAAAGAACUAAAUAUUCUGCAGAAACUUGUUUACAUCUCCGGAUUGAUCAAUAUUUCUUGCUUUGAUGCUGUUUUUAUAUACGUCUUCAUCAGCCUGGGUGUUCAAGUCAUUAUCUUCCCAUGAUUAAAUUAAAUAAAUCCUUGUUUGGCCUCUCUUCGUCACCGGUUGUAUUAUGUCAAUGUCAUGUAUAUCCCCCAAAUGUAAGCAUAUUGUCAAUGGUUCAGUUGUAUCUGGUUCAUGCGUAAAUUUACUUUUUUUACAGUCUAUAUAAUCAUCCUUGCUUAUAAUAAAUACCUCCUAUAUUCAG